This is a messenger RNA of Diospyros lotus (date-plum), 746 nucleotides long. Its product is annotated as lysine-specific demethylase JMJ30-like. The transcript is spliced from 4 exons. The coding region runs from base 136 to 399 and encodes 87 amino acids. The record is from RefSeq and is a predicted model, not a curated record. NCBI's taxonomy places the organism in Eukaryota, Viridiplantae, Streptophyta, Magnoliopsida, Ericales, Ebenaceae. Gene Ontology annotation, molecular function: 2-oxoglutarate-dependent dioxygenase activity.
GGGUGGUGCUUAAGCUGUGCACCAGAAAAUUUUGCCAUGGCUGGAGGACUUGUAUGGUCUAUUCUAUGUCAUUUUGCUUGAAUGGUUGGUUCUUCCAUUGCUUGAAAAGCUGUAUAUUUUGGUCAUGGAUGUUGGAUGGGUUAUAAAACGGUGGUCGGCAAAAAGUAUGUAAGGCUUUACCCUGCUUUAUUAUCGGAGGAACUUUACGCUUAUAAGGAAUCCAUGCUUAGCAAUUCCAGCCAGGUUGAUCUGGAGAACAUAGACGCGGACAAGUUUCCGAAGGUGCGGGAGCUGGAAUUUAUGUUUAUGGACUGCAUUUUAGAGGAAGGCGAAAUGUUUUAUAUCCCUCCAAAAUGGUGGCAUUACGUGCGCUCUCUCACCAUUAGUUUUUCUGAAUGAGGGAACAACGGAAGAGCGCAGCGCGAUGGAACUUGGAAGGAAGGAAGGCAGAGGAUGGGACGAGCAUCAAGCAAGUUUGGGGACAGAAUGUGUUUGCCCGAGAAUAGCAAAUUUGGUAUGUACAAGUACAAUAUGAUAGCCCCAACCAAGUUAUGCUUAUGUAUGGAGAUCUUAAGCUGAACGUUAAAAGGAACAUGGCGAGUGGGAGGGUCAUGGUCCGUCUUUGAUCAAAUUCUUGAAAAAUAAUGGAUAAUGACAUUAAUCCAGAGAAAAACAGGAGUGAAGGAGUCGGAGUUGGAGUUAAGCCUUUUCUUUGCCAUUUAUUAUUACAUUCGUUCAAGUUUCAA